Molecule: messenger RNA, 555 nt
Organism: Mangifera indica (mango)
Lineage: Eukaryota; Viridiplantae; Streptophyta; Magnoliopsida; Sapindales; Anacardiaceae
Exons: 1
Coding region: 96-302 (68 amino acids)
Source: RefSeq, a predicted model, not a curated record
UCCAUUAAGGCUACAAGUUCUGUGUAGGUUAACCGAGGACUUACUAAAAUUACGAAGCGAAGGGGUGGUGGCUGAAGUAGUCUCUCUCUGUGGAAAUGGUUUGUUUAUGCUUUUUGGUGGACCAAAAGAGGAAGAUUAGCAGCAGCAAGCCGGCGGCCGGAACAUGUUCACGUUGCCGGAGUGGAGUCAGCGUAGCCGACAUGAAAACCGUCACUCGGUUUUGUUAUCUUCCCUUCUACAGCAAGUCCUGGAAAGCUAUCAUCUGUACGUUCUGUGGAGCUUUUCUCAAGUCUUACAGAUGAUAACAAAAAAGAUUCAAGUACGUUCAGCUUUAGCCUUUCUUUCGUCGACUAGAAAAAUAGUUUCAAGACCGACAAAAACAGUCAAAAUGACCGAAGGUAGUGAUUAGUUUAAUUACAAUUAUUAUUAUUUCUUAAUUUAGAUUAUGGCUAUUAAUUAUGUCUAAAUUUACUAACUGAAUUGAUGUUUUAGUCGUGAAGUUCUUCUGUGACAUUAAUUAUUGGCAGUUUCAUCAUUAGAACCGUAUGUUUAAUA